Molecule: messenger RNA, 867 nt
Organism: Elephantulus edwardii (Cape elephant shrew)
Lineage: Eukaryota; Metazoa; Chordata; Mammalia; Macroscelidea; Macroscelididae
Product: complement C1q-like protein 2-like
Exons: 2
Coding region: 1-867 (288 amino acids)
Molecular function (GO): protein binding
Source: RefSeq, a predicted model, not a curated record
AUGGCGCUUGGGUUACUCAUCGCGCUGCCUCUGCUGCUGCAGGCGGCGUCCCCGGGCGCUGCGCACUAUGAGAUGAUGGGCACCUGCCGCAUGAUCUGCGACCCCUACACCGCCACCCCCGGUGCGGGGCCUGCAGGCGCUAAGGCACCGCCGCCCGGACCCAGCACGGCCGCCCUGGAGGUCAUGCAAGACCUGAGUGCCAACCCAUCGCCUCCCUUCAUCCAGGGACCCAAGGGCGACCCAGGACGACAGGGCAAGCCAGGACCACGUGGGCCUCCUGGAGAGCCAGGUCCCCCUGGACCCAGGGGCCCUCCGGGGGAGAAGGGCGAUUCAGGGCGCCCAGGGCUGCCUGGGCUGCAACUAUCUGCAGGCUCAGCGGGCGGCGGCGUCGGGGUGGCGGGUGGAGGAGCAGGGGGAGGUGGUGACUCUGAAAGCGAGGUGACCAGCGCACUGAGCGCUGCUUUUAGUGGCCCCAAGAUCGCAUUCUACGUGGGCCUCAAGAGCCCCCACGAAGGCUACGAGGUGCUCAAGUUCGACGACGUGGUCACCAAUCUUGGCAAUCACUAUGACCCCACUACAGGCAAGUUCAGCUGCCAGGUGCGCGGCAUCUACUUCUUCACCUACCACAUCCUCAUGCGUGGCGGAGAUGGCACCAGCAUGUGGGCGGACCUCUGCAAGAACGGCCAGGUGCGCGCCAGUGCCAUUGCUCAGGACGCUGACCAGAACUACGACUAUGCCAGCAACAGCGUGGUGCUGCACCUGGACUCUGGAGACGAAGUGUACGUGAAGCUGGACGGCGGGAAGGCACACGGAGGCAACAACAACAAGUACAGCACGUUCUCAGGCUUUCUUCUGUACCCAGACUAA